Molecule: messenger RNA, 1607 nt
Organism: Taeniopygia guttata (zebra finch)
Lineage: Eukaryota; Metazoa; Chordata; Aves; Passeriformes; Estrildidae
Gene: MARCKSL1
Product: MARCKS like 1
Biological process (GO): central nervous system development; actin filament organization
Cellular component (GO): plasma membrane; cytoplasm
Molecular function (GO): actin filament binding; calmodulin binding
Source: RefSeq, a predicted model, not a curated record
GCGGCGGGCGGGGGGCUCGCCCCACUCCCGCCCAGCGCAGCCGCCGCGGCGGGGCCGCCACCUCCCCGAGCGCCGCACCAUGGGCAGCCAGGGCUCCAAGGCGGCGGGCGGCGACCCCGACACCGCCAAAGCCAACGGGCAGGAGAACGGCCAUGUCAUCUCCAACGGGGACAUGACACCCAAGGUGGGGGUCGAGGUGACCCCCCAGAACGGGAACGGCUCGGCGGAACCCCCCAAGGAGGAGAGCGAGGGCGAAGCGGGCGGGGCGGACACCAUCGAACCCGCCCCGGGUGCCGCCGGUACCGGUACCGAGCCCCAACCCGAAGGAACCCCUAAAGACACCACCAAGAAGAAGAAGAAGUUCUCUUUCAAAAAACCCUUCAAGCUGAGCGGGAUCUCCUUCCGCAAGAACAAAAAGGACGGCGGCGACUCCUCCGGUGGCUCCUCGCCCACCGAGGAGGAGGAGGAGCGGGGCAGCACCGAGGAACCCCCGGCGGAGGGGCUGCAACCCUCGGCUCCCCCCGAGGAGACACCGGGCGAGCCCGGGGAGGGCGGAGAAGCCGCGGGGAACCGGGAGGAGGAGGAGGAGGAACGGCAACAAGGAGGGGAGAAGCACGGAGACACCACCGAGGAACCGGCAGCGAGCGCGGUGGAGCAGAAGGAGGAGGAGGAGUAGGGACCGCUCGGGCAUCGCCCUCCCCGGGGACUCCCCCGCCGCUCCCGGAGCAUCCCCGGUUCGUCACGGACUCACCCGCACCGCCCCCGCCACCCCCGGGACUGACACACAUCCCCCGCCGGUUUCUUUAUCUCUUCUCUCUCUUUUCCCCCCCGUUCCCGGUAGAAAAAACAACAAAAAAAGCAAAAAAAAAAGAAAAAAAACUGGUUUGGAUUCCCACCGCCGCCACUUGGAGUAGUUUGAGGUGAAUUAUUUGGAAAUAUGAAAAAAAAUUAAAAAAAAAAACAAGCAACACAACAACAAAGCAACUGGGGAGGAAGAUUUAGCCCGGACGCCGCUGGAGUUUGCAGUUUGGAAAAACCCAAAAUCCCGCUCUGGAUUCUCCAGCCCGGCCCUUCUCCUCCCGGUCCCACUGACUGUUCCAUGGAAUUUUGGAUUUUUUUUUUUUUUUUCCAUUUUGUGUUUUUUUUCUCCUUUAUUUCUCAAUUUACAUUCCUGGUUCUUGACUUUUCGUUUCAAGUAUUUCGUGCUUUUUCUAUAGAAAUGGAUGGUUUAAAAAGCUAAUCUGGUUAGGUUUUUUUUUUUUAAUAAUGUCUUCUACUGGCUUAAAACCAUAAAGCUUGUAAGUCCGCUGUGUUUAAUUCUGCUUUAAGGGAUAAUUUUGGGGUGUGGGGUGGAGAGAGGGGGCCCUGCCAGCUGUAUAAUGUCAAGCCAACGUUGAUUUUUUUCUUUUUGUUUUAUUUUGUUUUUUUCUUUUUCAUUUUCUCUGUAAAUAAUUUUUUUAAUGGCCAAAAAAAAAAAAAAAAACAACAAAAAAACCGCUUGAUUUGCAAUUUUCUAACUUGUAAAAAAAAAAAAAAAGAAAAAAAAUCAACAACAAACCCACCAAACAAAAGCUGUAACAUUUGAAAGGAAUAAAUGGUGACUCCUU